Molecule: messenger RNA, 390 nt
Organism: Seminavis robusta
Lineage: Eukaryota; Bacillariophyta; Bacillariophyceae; Naviculales; Naviculaceae
Source: the annotation of a GenBank genome assembly
AUGAUCAAAGAACGAACAUACCAACACUUCACCGACGUCAUGCGUCUCCUCUACGGAAAACGCAAGUCAGAUUCAUACGCAAGACACUUCGCCAACGAAUUCCAAAACUUCGCAUCUCCUUCACCAUUCCGACUCAACGGCGAUAUUCAAAGGAACAGCAUCGAAAUUAGCAUCCUAUGGCAAGGCAACCCCAUCAGCACUGUCAAGACCUUCGGGACACGACACUGCAGCCUAUGCAACAGGGAGCGACUCGAGAUACUGAAACGAUCCAGAGAAUCGCCAGAAAACCUGAUCAACUCCUGCAACGAAAUAUACGGAGCAUGCCGACAUAAACCUCGAUUUCAUAAGUACCACAAUAGCCCAAGCACUGAUGAUCCCCAAGGGGGAUGA